Ochotona curzoniae (black-lipped pika) is the source of this 2229-nucleotide messenger RNA. RefSeq names its product phosphatidylglycerophosphate synthase 1 (gene PGS1). Gene Ontology annotation, biological process: cardiolipin biosynthetic process. Lineage: Eukaryota; Metazoa; Chordata; Mammalia; Lagomorpha; Ochotonidae. The record is from RefSeq and is a predicted model, not a curated record. Gene Ontology annotation, cellular component: mitochondrion. Gene Ontology annotation, molecular function: CDP-diacylglycerol-glycerol-3-phosphate 3-phosphatidyltransferase activity. Bases 18 to 1679 code for a protein of 553 amino acids. The transcript is spliced from 10 exons.
GGAAGCGGCGAGUCUCCAUGGCGGCCGCGACGGCGGGCCCGGUGCUGUGGAGGCGGCUGCUGGGCCUCCUGCCUGGGCGCCCUGGGCUGACCGCGCUCCUCGGGCGCCUGUCCGACCGCCUCAGCAGGAGCCGGGACCGGCGGCGCAGGAGGUCGCCAUGGCUCUUACUAGCGCCCUUGCUGUCCCCGGCGGUCCCGCAUGUCAGCUCCCCACCUUGCUGCCUGUGUCCAGACGGCGUGCACCGGUUCCAGUGGAUCCGGAACCUGGUCCCAGAGUUCGGCGUCUCCAGCUCCCACGUCCGGGUGCUGUCUUCCCCUGCCGAGUUCUUCGAACUCAUGAAGGGGCAGAUAAAGGCUGCGAGGAGACGGGUCGUGAUGGCGUCCCUCUACCUGGGGACAGGCCCCUUGGAGCAGGAGCUGGUGGAUUGCUUGGAGGGCACCUUGGAAGAAUCUCUCCAGACCAAGUCUCCUUCGGAUCUCAAGGUCUCCAUCCUUCUGGACUUCACGCGUGGCUCGAGAGGCAGGAAGAACUCUCGCACGAUGCUGCUCCCACUCUUGCAGAAGUUUCCAGAACAGGUCCGCGUCUCCCUCUUCCACACACCAAACCUCCGUGGUCUGCUGCGGCUCUUUAUGCCCGAGCGCUUCAACGAGACCAUUGGCCUGCAGCACAUCAAGGUCUACCUGUUCGACAAUAGCGUCAUCCUGAGCGGUGCAAACCUGAGCGACUCCUACUUCACCAACCGCCAGGACCGCUACGUGCUCCUGCAGGACUGUGCGGAGAUCGCCGACUUCUUCACGGAGCUGGUGGACGCUGUGGGGGACGUGUCCCUGCAGCUGCAGGGGGACAACACGGUGCAGGUGGUGGAUGGCAUGGUGCACCCCUACAAAGGUGACCGGGCUGCGUACUGCAAGGCGGCCAACCAGCGGGUCAUGAGCGUGCUGCACUCUGCCCGGGCCCGCCAGCAGCAGCUGCACGCACAGACCUUCCACCGCGACCCGCUGUCGCCCCGGCAGGACACGGCAGCCGCUGGCGACCGCUGCCCGGCCCCCGACACCUGGAUCUACCCUUUGGUCCAGAUGAAGCCGUUUGGGAUUCAGAUCGACGAGACCGUCACGGAGACGCUGCUGACCGAGGCCGAACGGGGCUCCCGCGUUUACCUCACUACGGGCUACUUCAACCUGACGCAGGCCUACAUGGACCUGGUCCUGGGCACACGGGCCGAGUACCAGAUCCUGCUGGCCUCCCCGGAGGUGAAUGGCUUCUUCGGAGCCAAGGGCGUCGCGGGGGCCAUCCCGGCGGCUUACGUGCACAUCGAGCGGCAGUUCUACAGCGAGGUGUGCAGCCUCGGGCAGCAGGCGCGGGUCCGGCUGCAAGAGUACCGGCGCAGGGGCUGGACGUUCCAUGCCAAAGGCCUCUGGCUGUACCUGGCGGGGAGCAGCCUGCCCUGCCUCACGCUGAUUGGCUCUCCUAAUUUUGGGUACAGGUCAGUGCACCGGGACCUGGAGGCCCAGAUUGCCAUCGUGACCGAGAGCCGUGCCCUGCAGCAGCAGCUCCACCAGGAGCAGGAGCGGCUCUACCUGAGGUCGGGUGUGGUCUCUGCAGCCACCUUCCAGCAGCCCAGCCGGCAGGUGAAGCUCUGGGUGAAGAUGGUGACGCCGUUUAUCAAGAACUUCUUCUGAGGGAUGGCCUUGAUGAAGAUGACGGGCAUGGCUGGUGUCAGCUCCUUCAGUCGCGCUUCCGCAAUCACUCCCGUCUGGACGUCCCAGCGAGCUCCUGUGAACACAGCCCAGUGGGGGCUCAGGCGGCCCUGGGUGGCCACCAGCCCGGGGAGCACUGGCCAUGAGGGCUGCGCGCUGCGUGGGCACAGGAACUGCUUCCUUGGCGCUGGGCGAGGACACAGCGGCCUGCCCGACACCGGGGAUAGCCCGGGCCUGCCUGCCAGCAAGCCCCAGCACUCCAGGCCAGCAGCACGCAGGGCCCUCGUGUCGCCCUGUCUUGCCCGACGGGGAGCAGCCCUGCGCCUGGGCCACCCUGCCCCCACUGCUCUUUCUACCCUAUUUAAUGAUGUUUGCAUUUCCUGUCUGGAAUUCCAAAAUAAACGCAGAGAAUGGCUACUGCCAGGCUUGUUCCCUGGUCAGGCGGGCAGGAGGACGGAUGACCCGGUGGGGGCUGGCCCCAGGUCAGCUACCCGGAGCGGGGGCAGAGUUCGGCCCCCUGUGGUCUGGGGGC